Molecule: messenger RNA, 3168 nt
Organism: Plenodomus lingam JN3
Lineage: Eukaryota; Fungi; Ascomycota; Dothideomycetes; Pleosporales; Leptosphaeriaceae
Source: RefSeq, a predicted model, not a curated record
AUGCUGUUGAAUUAUUUCCUUUAUGAAAAAUCGCCCGUUAAUACCAUUGUACAAGGAUGGUGGACAAAGAAACAUAGGACAGCCUACAAGAUGAGCGAGGGCUGGGGGUUCGGAGCAUUGUUGAAGACGUUCAUAUGGGGUUAUCUUAUCGGUGGCCUGACCCUCAUACCUGCCUUGGCUACAAUUGCCUGGUUCUGGGGCACAACACUCGUCGAUGCAGUCCAAGCCGCGGACAAGACGGGCGCCAGCAACGACCAUACGACGAAUUCGAACUCGUCCAGCGAGAAGGACGAUGAGAGCGGCAGCUUGGGAAUAGGAAUCGACGACGAGAUAUUGGAGAAGCUGAAGGCGAAAACACAUGUGCCAGACGUCUGCGCUGGAUACUUUGCCGUCUGCCGCGAGUAUGUGCCAGGCGGCGUGAAUGGCAAGCCGCCAGACCGGACGACACCAGCAGGUGCCGUGGUAGCGGUCGAGAGCCCAAGCGUAUAUCAGUCCAUGUACAGAAGCCUCUUCGAUAGGAAUAAGAACACGAGUCCUACUAUUGAGACCGCGAAUUCCAAGAAUAAGAAGGCUCGCAACGUAUUCUAUGUUGUCUUGCGAUUGGGACAUUUGAUGCUCUAUGACAACGACGAUCAGAUCGAAGUGCGCCAUGUCAUUUCCCUUGCUCAUUACAAAGUUGACGUCCACGCUGGUGGAGAGCCCAUACCUGAGGGAGAGCUAUGGAUCAAGCGGAACUGCAUUCGGUUAGUUCAAGAUCUCGAAGGCGACUCCCUUGCGGAAGCGAAGUCAUUUUACCUCUUCUCCGACAACUGCUCCGAAAAGGAAGACUUCUACCAUGCCAUGCUACAGGCGCAGGAACACCACGUAGGCGAUAGCGCCGCACCAGCCCCCGUGCCGCUCAAAUUUGACACGCCAGAUCUUGUCAAACUCGUACAACAAUUGCACGCCUCGGAAGAGAAUUUGCAUACACGUUGGAUCAAUGCCCUCAUCGGACGAGUCUUUCUCGCCAUGUACAAGACGUCACAAAUUAAAGACUUUAUCGCUGCCAAAAUCAACAAGAAAAUUGCUCGCGUGCCUAAGCCUGCGCUGAUUAGCAGCAUUACGCUACGGAAAGUAGACAUGGGCACUCUCCCACCGUUUAUCACUAAUCCAAAGCUCAAGGAACUUACGGUUGAUGGAGAUCUCAUAGUAGAAGCUGAUGUAAGCUACAAGGGCAGUUUCAGGAUCGAAAUAUCUGCCAUUGUGCGUAUCGAUUUGGGGGCUCGGUUCAAGGCGCGCGAGGUAACGCUCGUGCUCGCGACUGUUUUGAAGAAGCUGGAGGGACAUAUUCUCCUGAGGAUCAAGCCGCCACCAAGUAACAGACUUUGGAUGACCUUUGAGACGCCACCAAAAAUCGACUUGUCGCUUGAACCGAUUGUAAGCUCUCGGCAAAUCACGUACGGCCCAGUUCUUCGAGUCAUGGAGAAUCGCAUACGAGAAGUGGUCAAUGAGACUUUGGUUCUGCCAAACUGGGACGAUAUGCCCUUCACAAAUACCAUAUCACAGGUCAUUCGAGGAGGCAUAUGGCAUGAGGAGAAGGAAACCAAGGACGAUGAAAGCUUGCAUAACAUCAAGCAGGAUGAUACAGCGCUGGAGAACGCUGUACUAGAUACAGAGAAACUCGAUGAGAUUGCUGAUUCAGCCAGUUCGCACAUGUCGAUACACUCGACUGUCGACUCGGAGGACACUGGAAUUGGGGUAUCUACCUCUACAGACUACAAGUCCACGGGUACUCGACCUCGGCCCUUACAAUCAAGUUCGUCUGCAGCUCAAGUCAAAGUCGACUCAGCGAACGCUUCGGCAGAGAUAUUCCAUGAUCGUAGCUCCCUCACUCCGACCAGUGUCCGAUCUCUACCUAUCACAUCACCCAUUAAGUCCCCAAUUCGUUCAGACACGGCUGGAACUCAGGCUACAGAGUCCUCUUGUAGCUCCCGAGAGGACGUAUCCACGGCCUCCAUCUCCGGUACCAGCACCAAGUCUGCGCCCUCCCCCUCCUUUGAGCAAUCCCACAACCGCACGCGAUCCAAAGAGCUCUCCGCUCAGGAAAUCGCUACUGCCGCCGCCGCAGCAGCAGGAGCCACAAACAUGGCCACCAAGAAGCAAACACUCGGUCAAAACCUCGGCUCCGCAACAGCAGCAGCACGGCACUGGCUUGCUUCCAAACAAAGUCCCCAGCCCUCUCGCACCAACCCGAAAAACCCACCACCCGAUAGCAAACCCAACUCCAACAACAGGCCAAUAUCCUCGGGCGGUCUAGACGGCGAUACUACAGCCCCCAAUUCCAACAUCAACACCACUGCCCAGGACCCAUCACGGCCCCAUCUUCCUUCCCCUGCCCUAUCUACAUCCUCACACUACACUGAACCCAUGGGCCGCGGCCAACCCCUCCCUCCCCCUGGAACUCCACUCCCUUUGCCCAAAACCGAAUCCCGGAAACCAUGGUCUAUACCCCCUGUCGCCGUCACAGCAGCAUCGACGUUUGCGAACCUCGCAAAACGAAAGCCCGUGUCCACGGCACCGACGCUUGCGCAUAAGAAAUCUCACGAGGGCUUUGAGUACUUUGCUGGUUCGGGGGUGGGCGCAGGCGCAGGCACAGGCGUGGGAGUAGGUUCGUCUACGGCCUCACAUACACACGCACAUCCAAGUCCCCACACCACCCAACUCGAAACCCCAGACCCAGCCCCGCACGCACUCAGAGAUUCCGACAGCGAGGAAUCACUAUUUCGCAGGAAAAGCUCGGCUACGACGGAGACGCUGGAUUCACGGCGCAGGAAAUCUAGUGCGGCGAGUUCGAACUCGAAUUCGAAUGUUGGUGGAAUUGCGAAUGUGAAUCCGAAUUCCGAGGCAAAUACCAAUAUCAAUAUUCAACCCCCACCCUUGUCAAGGAGACGCACAAGACAAUCGAGCUUAAAUCAUAUCAGCCAUGCCCAUGGGCGCAGAGUAAGUCAACCUAUCGCAGCGCAUGAGGCACAGAGCGAGACUUUGCUUGUUGUUGAAGCCCCGGUUGUAGAAGGCAGUGCAGCUUCGUCGCCCACGUCGACAUCAGCAUCAAUGCCGUCGAAACGGGAUGGCGUUGAUGCGGGGCGCGCGGAUGUGGCGACGGAGCUUGAUGCUAGUCCUUGGUUUUAG